UUCCGUAUAGAAAAUAGCCUACUGAGUUUCUGUGUCUUCCCUCUCUUGCUUGCUUUUUCUCCCUUCUCUGUAGUUCCAAAUCUUUGAUAUCACCAUGGGCAAUAUUCUUGGUCUUUUCAAGGGCCUGUUCGGCAAGAAAGAGAUGAGAAUACUUAUGGUGGGUCUUGAUGCCGCCGGAAAGACCACCAUCUUGUACAAGCUCAAAUUGGGCGAGAUCGUCACAACUAUCCCAACAAUAGGGUUUAAUGUAGAAACAGUUGAGUACAAGAACAUUAGCUUCACUGUUUGGGACGUAGGUGGUCAGGACAAGAUCAGACCUUUGUGGAGGCACUACUUUCAAAAUACACAAGGCCUCAUUUUUGUUGUGGACAGUAAUGACAGAGAGAGAAUAGGAGAAGCUAAAGAAGAGCUCUCCAGGAUGCUAAACGAGGAUGAGCUAAGGGACGCUCUCCUUCUUGUGUUUGCCAAUAAACAGGAUUUGCCUAAUGCGAUGAAUGCAGCUGAAAUAACGGAUAAGUUAGGUCUACAUAAUCUUCGCCAGAGGGACUGGUAUAUUCAAGCAACGUGCGCAACAAGUGGAGAUGGGCUCUAUGAGGGCUUAGAUUGGCUGACCGGCCAGUUGAAGAAGUCAAGCAAGAGACUUCUUUUUAGACCUGACCAACUCAACAUGGGCGGUUUUAUGAGUCUUUUCAAGGGCCUGUUCGGCAAGAAAGAGAUGAGAAUACUUAUGGUGGGUCUUGAUGCCGCCGGAAAGACCACCAUCUUGUACAAGCUCAAAUUGGGCGAGAUCGUCACAACUAUCCCAACAAUAGGUUUUAAUGUAGAAACAGUUGAGUACAAGAACAUUAGCUUCACUGUUUGGGACGUAGGUGGUCAGGACAAGAUCAGACCUUUAUGGAGGCACUACUUCCAAAAUACACAAGGACUCAUCUUUGUCGUAGAUAGUAACGAUAGAGAGAGAGCUACCGAAGCAAAGGAAGAACUCGCUCGUAUGCUAAACGAAGACGAGCUUAGAGACGCAUGUCUUCUUGUUUUUGCCAACAAACAAGAUUUGCCAAAUGCGAUGAAUGCUGCCGAAGUUACAGAUAAGCUAGGCCUUCACUCUCUCCGUCAGAGAAACUGGUACAUUCAAGCAACAUGUGCAACGAGUGGAGACGGUCUCUAUGAAGGCUUAGAUUGGCUCACAAACGAGUUGAAAAACAUAAAGAAUUAAUACGAGAACACGACUAUAGAGCUACAAUGUCUAGAGAGCUUUCAAUGCAUUAUUAAUAAUGGAUGUUCUAAUAAUUAUUAAUAUUAAUAAGUAAUAAUAAUAAUAAUAAUAGCUUAAUAUUGGCUUCAAGAUAUCAUUUUUGUUCUUUUUGUACACUUUGAUUUUGUUGUGCUAAUAAUUAUUGUUAAAAUAAAA
Molecule: messenger RNA, 1408 nt
Organism: Amphimedon queenslandica
Lineage: Eukaryota; Metazoa; Porifera; Demospongiae; Haplosclerida; Niphatidae
Exons: 8
Coding region: 95-1213 (372 amino acids)
Molecular function (GO): GTP binding; GTPase activity
Source: RefSeq, a predicted model, not a curated record